This is a messenger RNA of Brienomyrus brachyistius, 3317 nucleotides long. RefSeq lists its product as uncharacterized. The coding region runs from base 320 to 2188 and encodes 622 amino acids. The transcript is spliced from 4 exons. The record is from RefSeq and is a predicted model, not a curated record. Lineage: Eukaryota; Metazoa; Chordata; Actinopteri; Osteoglossiformes; Mormyridae.
GUGUGUGUACAUACGCGGGGAGAUCGGGGGCAGGGCACUGAAAGCGGAGAAUAAAAGCUGCGCACAAAAGCGCCUCCUUAACAAUCAGAAAAUCAGGCAAGAAGCAAGUAUCUGCAAGUAUAUAAUCUACUUCUUGUCAGCUUUCCAGUCGUUUUUAGAGCAUUUAUUGCAUAGUGAGGGAGCGUGUAUCUGGACAGCUUAUGGAAACAUACCUUACACAAGACUUAUCCAGUGUUGCUCCAGGGCGCCAUCUUCUGAGUAGACAGUGAUACUGCAUCCCUGUCCCAAGUCAAGUCAAGUCAAGUCAAGAAAGACGAGAAUGGCAGCUCUGUGGGCCGGAGAUGACACCGAAAUGGCUAUGCAGCCAUAUGCAAACUGGGAGGAGUACCUGAUGAAUGUUCCACUCGCUGUAGCCAUUCUGGGUGAGCUGGUCUCUGUCUCCCCUACUUUAGAUUUCUCCAUUGACCCUCCAGAGGGUGGCUUUAAGUACAUCAAGUACCCAGACUCGUUCCAUGCCUGUCUAAUGCAAGUGGCUAAUUCUGGAUGGACGGCAUUCAGUGAGGCUCACAAGAACAUGGAGCAGAUCCAUCUUCAGGUUGCCAAACUGCCAGUUUACAUAGAGAAGGCAGUCAGUCAGAUCAGUGAAGAGCCGCUCCAAAAUCCUCCCUCUGAGCAAAAGGAGAACGCAGCUACUAUAUCAGAAGACUGCAUCAAGCUAGCCAGGCUUACACAACAGAACAUUACCCACGUCAAAAACCUGACUGAAGAACUGUUAGAAGCAAGCAUCCGUGCAAAAAGGGAACAUGCACCACAAAUGGUUCAGUGUAGCUUAGAGGAAUCUGUGCAGGAAGCCGUUUCAUAUGUCAUAAAAAAUGAAUUGGGCAAGAUUCUAUUUGAGGACAUGGAUAAUUGGAUAAGUAACGCAGAAAACAUUAUACAGAGAGCAGCAGAAUUACACCAAGAAGAACCAGUAAUGCGUCUCAUGUGUGCAGCAGCUCCGGCUAUAGAAAAGGAAAGUGAGGAUUUAUCUUCUGUGUGUAAUGUGUAUUCCAAAGCCAGGCCGCUUGUGCGUUUGGCCGAGACGCUGAGCGAUUUUGUUGAUGAAAAAGAAAUUAAAUGGUCUGAUAUCACUGAUCAAAAGCAAGGGCAAGCAAAGAUAUCAUACCUGGUGGAACAAUGUGAGCAGAUUAAAACAUCCGUGGAGAGUGAAGAAGACUGUAAUGUAAAAAGCACUGCAAUCGACAUAUGCAAGGAAGCUAUGGACCUGUGUUCUGAGCUCAGCAUGAUUGGAGGUGACCUUAAAGGGAAGUGUGAAGACAGCAAGACAGAAGAAAUCAUGGCAAGAAUACAAGCACUGCUGACAAGAGCUCAGAAAUUUGACCUUGAUAGACAAGCACUGCAAGAAAGUAUUAACCUUGCACCGCAACUUCUACAGCAUGUUGAAUGCAGCGGGAAGGUAACUGCAGGCAAAAUGCUGAAGGAGAAUAUCCGUCUUCGCAUAGAGCAGAGUCGAGUCCAGCUGAACAAGGUGAGACAGCUGCAACAACAGAGUUUGGAAAACCUGGAGAAAAACCAGAAGGAGCUGACAGAGAUCUUAACUACAACAAGUCUUGAUGUGAAAGACAAUGAUUUCGACACAAUGGCUUGCAUUCUUAGCAAGUGUCAAGAUGCCAUGGCAACAGUGAAACAAGCAUGGGAGAAGAUGGUGGAUUCAGCUGAGCUCAUGUCAAAGAACAUCCAGUCUUGUCUUCAUGUUAUGCCCCAAGAACUUACAAAAGAUAUGUCAAGCUCUAGAAAAAUGCUUAUAAAAGAUGCAAUCUACCAGCAAGCCUUCUAUGCAUCCAAUGUAGCCAGCAUGAUUAGCACAAUCUCUGGGACCUACGUUGAGGUUUCUGAGAAGCACCUGAUGGACACGAUCAGCAGCCUGGGCAAACUCAUGGCUCUGGAUCCCGUCAGCCCAGAUUUUUUGAAUGAGCGCCAAAAAAUUCGAAAUGCCUGUAAAACAGCUCUGUCUUCCAUAACAGAUCAUGUGAAGACGACAAAUGAGCAAUCUUAUCAAAUGGCAGAAGACAAGCUGAAACUAAUCGAAAUCGAAAUGAAGUCUCUCUCAGCUCCAAAAUCUGCGGAAAAUAUAAAAGAGAUCAGAGAAAUUAUAGAGGCUGUAUUCAUGUUGGAAGCUGAUAAAUAAGUUCUUCCCUUGAAGAGGCUUAAGACAGUAUCUACCAAAGUUUAGUGAAAAUGGCACAUGUAAACCUCCAAUGAAUACUAAAUGAAAUACAGAUAAUUCAGAUAUUAUGCUUGUAUGUGUCCAUCCAUCUUCCAAACAGUUAUCCUGAUAAUGGUUUAAAGAUAAAACAUUCAUAUGAUGCAUGAAAAUGAACAUGCUUUAUUGAUCAGAACCUACAACAUCAUCAGAAGUUACCACAUUACUUGGGUAAUAUUGAUCAUAUUACAUGUUUCUGCUAUGAGAUUAACUUUGUAAAGCAAUUAAUUCAAAUAAGUAAAAUUUCGUUCAAGGAAAUAGACUCUCAAAGCAGUCAGUCAAACUAAGCACAUGAGUUUCAAGGUUUUUCCAGUUAAAGUGGCAGGUUUGAAGACACCGUGAGUCUGUGACACCAAGCAAGAUCAACACAGCUUCUGAAGUCCAGGGGUGGAGAUCCGCGUACAGGAGAGACCUGGAGUCAGACUGACCUCACUGUCAAAGGUCAAGGAAGAAGACGACGUCGACCCAGGGGUCCCACCCAAGAUCUUCACUGGAUACAUAUUUCGUAUUAAGUAAUCAUGUGUAUGCAUGUUUGAGCAAAAUCAUAUAUACAUAUACUUUUAUUUGCUAAAAUACAAUUGUUAGUAUACCAUAGUAUACCACCAUAACAUUUUAUUAAUGGGCACUUGUAUGUCAACCAGCUUGUAACAGGGGAAUGUAUUUUAACGACGUAGAGCAAAGUGACCGGAUCGGGAAGCUUGAGCCACCUCAGGGCAUCCAUUACUGUCUCUGCUAAUAAAGCACUGGGAUCCAGCCACACACUACUUUCCUGUGUUCUUUACAGAGCAGUUACUGAUUCAUUUUGGAGGCUAGGUACAGUGCUGCUUACUUUACUAUUAAUAUGCAAAGUAUCGUCUUAUUUGUGCAAUUUUGGUAUAGCAGAGAAAACAGAAUUUGUUCUGAGAUUAUUAUUAAAUGACCAAGCACAACUGAGAAAACGUGUAAACCAAACGCACUGCGUACAUCGACGUGUCUAAAUAACAAGGCAGGCUAAUUUAUACGUUGUAAAAAGAUAUAUAAAAUUCCUACUCAAAAAUACAAAAUCAUCGCAAUC